Dentiscutata erythropus is the source of this 333-nucleotide messenger RNA. The record is from the annotation of a GenBank genome assembly. NCBI's taxonomy places the organism in Eukaryota, Fungi, Glomeromycota, Glomeromycetes, Diversisporales, Gigasporaceae.
AUGGAUCUAACACAAUAUCAAACAUAUGUCAAAUUUCUUUCUGGCCCUAACUACUCGCCUACUUUACCACUUAAGCAAUAUAGACUUCUAAAACAAUUUCCUCCAGCCAAUAAACAAAACCUUCAAGAAAAUAUUCUUCAGAGUGUUGAAGUUUUGUUGGGAAAAUUACCUCAAGCACAAUUUGAUGCUAGAGAAAGAAUCUUGAAAGCUCAAUUAAGACAUAAAGAAAAACAUGAUAAAUACUAUCAAAUAGAAAGUUACUCUAUUGGCAAAAAGGUCUUGAGGUUUCGUUCUUUGCUGGUGGUGACGCACAAAGAAAAGUUGGAAGAAUAG